Molecule: messenger RNA, 692 nt
Organism: Fusarium redolens
Lineage: Eukaryota; Fungi; Ascomycota; Sordariomycetes; Hypocreales; Nectriaceae
Exons: 2
Source: RefSeq, a predicted model, not a curated record
UUCUCUCCUAUUGCUUUUACUAUCUUCCUUACCGUCUUUUCUCAGGCGCAACAAAGCAAGGGCUCCUCUAUCAAAGACGCAGCAUCCUCUGCCCUUGACAGUGCCACCGGCAUUAUCUCCUCUGCAAAAGGCGCAGCGUCCUCUGUCGCAGGUCACGCCACCAGUAUCGUCGAGAGCGCCCGUGGUUCCAUCUCCAGUGCUAUUGAGAGCAAGACAGGAAACGCUGCCUUGACUCCUACUAGCACCGAGGCUUCUCCCUCUAAGCAUACUAAUACUGCCGCGGCCGCCAGUAUCAGCAGUAAUAUUGCCAUAAUCAGCUCUGAUAUCCAGACUGCAAAGGGCGCCGCUUCCUCUCUCCAUUCAGCUCUGGCGUCGGCUAGCAGCGCUCUUGCGAGUGCCAAAGCAAGCGCGACCGCAUCUGCCACGACUACAAGCACGCCUAAAGCCGCGGGUGCCAUGCCUACUGCUGCUGUUGCCAUGGGAGCCCUUAUGGGCGGCGCUGCCGUUCUCGUUAAUAUGUAAAUAGGCAUGGUGUUAACGAUAUACUACGGCUAUAUGCUGUGGUCAGGAAUAUAACUAAGGUUAGGCUGAUAAUUAAGCAAAUGGUCAUAUGCACAGGACUAUAUAGGGCUUAAGACUUAGGAUUAGUAGGUGUUAAAGAGGUUACAUAAGUGCUGGACUAGUCUCUAAUU